AUGGCCUCCAACAACCCCGACUCAAGCGCAAACCAGUCUGCGAUCUCUGAGGAUCCCAAGACAGACGUCAACGCAGCCGUUGAGGAACUUCUCAACACAAUCUCUAAUAAGUUCGCGGGCGUCUCAAGUGAGAUAUUUGCAAAGAUGGACGAAAUGUCUCGCCGCCUUGACAACCUUGAGGCGGCUCUUCUAGCUAACAAGGAGAAGGACGCCGGCCCGUCCAAGUCGUCUUGA
Colletotrichum abscissum is the source of this 234-nucleotide messenger RNA. Its product is annotated as heat shock factor binding protein 1. The coding region runs from base 1 to 234 and encodes 77 amino acids. The record is from RefSeq and is a predicted model, not a curated record. NCBI's taxonomy places the organism in Eukaryota, Fungi, Ascomycota, Sordariomycetes, Glomerellales, Glomerellaceae. Gene Ontology annotation, molecular function: transcription corepressor activity. The transcript is spliced from 3 exons.